Messenger RNA from Gossypium raimondii (Peruvian cotton), 2576 nucleotides. Its product is annotated as ubiquitin carboxyl-terminal hydrolase 18. Lineage: Eukaryota; Viridiplantae; Streptophyta; Magnoliopsida; Malvales; Malvaceae. The coding region runs from base 131 to 2284 and encodes 717 amino acids. The record is from RefSeq and is a predicted model, not a curated record. Gene Ontology annotation, molecular function: cysteine-type endopeptidase activity; cysteine-type deubiquitinase activity. The transcript has 10 exons. Gene Ontology annotation, cellular component: nucleus; cytosol. Gene Ontology annotation, biological process: protein deubiquitination.
AUAAAAAUAAAAAAAAGAGAUAAAAUUGGUAAAGGGGAACUGUGAUAGAGUGGUACAGAAAGGAAAAUAAAAAAUAAAAAAGAAAUCGAUGAAGAAAAACCCUAGAACCGGGAUCGAGAAGGCUGUGUAGAUGCAUGUCGGCGGAAUAACGUUGGAUCUGAAUUGGUUCCUGCAAUUCAUUUUCACGCUCUUCAUUUUCGCAUUUGUGUCUCUUCGCUUGCUGAAGAACACGGCGUCGAAAUACUUCGAGGUCGACGCCAAUUUCGAUCGGGACCAACCAAUGCCUUCCAUCCCCAUGGACGCCGAUCACUUCCCUUGCGCCGUAUGCUCUAAUCCCGCCUUCAAGAAGUGCUCUCGUUGCAAAUCCGUUCGUUAUUGCUCCUCAGCCUGCCAACAGGUGGACUGGAAGGAUGGGCAUAAGACAAAGUGCAAAGUAAAUUCAACACAAACUACAACCACGAAACCGUUUUCAGGAGUUGCUCUGGUUCCUGUCAGUGGAACCUCUAAGAUUAUCAAGAAACCGAGAAAGGUUAAUCUUUUGGCCCUUUGUAAAACCAAUAUAAGUAAAUAUGAAAUUCAUAUUCAAAAUUUUCAGGUUCUUUUCCCAUACGAUGAGUUUGUAAAGCUUUUCAACUGGGAGAAACCAGGAUUCCCUCCAUGUGGACUCUUAAAUUGUGGAAACAGUUGCUUCGCUAAUGUUGUUCUGCAAUGCCUUGUUUCCACUCGUCCGCUUGUUGCUUACUUGUUGGAGAAAGGCCAUCGGAAAGAAUGCAGACGCAAUGAUUGGUGCUUUAUGUGCGAAUUUCAAAUUCAUGUCGAACGAUCAAGACAAAGUUUGCAUCCAUUUUCACCAAUCAAUAUUCUGUCACGGUUGCCUAAUAUUGGAGGUAAUCUUGGUUAUGGAAGACAAGAGGAUGCUCAUGAAUUCAUGAGGUUUGCUAUUGACACGAUGCAAUCAGUUUGCCUUGAUGAAUUUGGUGGAGAAAAAGCUGUUGACCGCAGCUCUCAAGAGACAACUCUUAUUCAGCAUAUAUUUGGUGGUCAUCUGCAGUCUCAGGUGAUUUGUACUAAUUGCAAUAAGAUUUCAAAUCAGUAUGAAAAUAUGAUGGAUUUGACUGUUGAAAUUCAUGGAGAUGCUUCAUCAUUGGAGGAAUGCCUUGACCAGUUCACCGUUAAAGAGUGGCUUCAUGGAGAUAAUAUGUACAAAUGUGAUGGCUGCAAUGACUACGUUAAGGCAUGGAAGCGCCUUACCAUACGAUGGGCUCCUAACAUUCUUACAAUUGCCUUGAAAAGAUUUCAGAGCGGCCGAUUUGGAAAACUCAACAAAAGAGUCAGCUUUCCUGAGACGUUGGAUCUUAGCCCGUACAUGAGUGAGAGUGAAGAUGGGGAUGAUUCCAAUAUUUACAAACUUUAUGCGGUUGUUGUCCACGUGGAUAUGUUGAAUGCAUCCUUUUUUGGUCAUUACAUCUGCUAUACCAAAGAUUUCUCUGGAAACUGGUACAGAAUUGAUGACUGUAAGGUUGCGAGGGCUGAAUUGGAAGAGGUACUUUCUCAGGGAGCAUAUAUGCUUUUAUAUAGCAGGGUCUCUGCACGCCCAUCGUGUCUUAGAACCUCUGGAAUCAACUCUGAAGCAGAUCAUUGCUCAAAGGAACAGAUUGAAUGUGUACCUGGAAAAGAGUCCAUUAGCUCUCCCAGUCGCCGCAUGUCCCUGUCAAUGAAUGGUAGUUUGCAUUCAGAAGUCCCUAGACGUGAAAUUGGGUCAUCUAUUGGAAUGAAUGCAGAUGUUGUUCCUGGGCAUGAGAACGGUGAUGUGGCUAACUCAACGUCAUCUCUUUCUAAGGAAGUUUCGUCCAAAGAGAAUGGAUCGUGUUUCCAGAUUGAUUUGGGAGCUAUCAGAACAAACGGUGAAGAUAGGGAUAGUGUUAAUUCUAUAGCUGUGAGAGAAAAUGUGGAGAACAUGGACUGGACAAGUAGCCAGCCAUGUUCUUCUAAUACAAAGGAGGCUCCCAGCUGCGAUAAAGAUAUGAGUUCUGAAGCUGAAAGAGAGGCAGAAAAUUCAAGGAUGGUUGAAGUGAAGCCGCAAUAUUUACCGGUUUCAAAAGAAAUAAAAAGCUGCGAGCAAGAUCCUCAGGUAGCGAUCAAUUAUGUAAAGGGAGAUUCAGAAGACAUAAAUAUGGCGAAUUCUGAAUCAAAUUCUUCUAUAGCAGGGGAUAACAGCCUGAAACAUGAAGUGUUGAUACAGGGUUCAGAAACUUUUGGAAGGGAAUGGGGUAGAGAGAGCUGAAAUUGCAGAUGGCAGUUUGCAAUAAUUGGCUGCAAUUUCUAGUUAAAUCAUAUUUUUUUAUCUUUAUUUUUAAAAAUUUAAUCAUCAUCCCAUGAUCAAAAGGAAAUGGAUGAAGGUGGUGGGUGGGUUCUUUAUCUGGGGUUUCAUUAUUUACAGAAAUCUUAGAUGCUAUUGUACCAAUUUUUAGAUGGUUCAUAUAACCAUUUUAGGUUGACAAUGACAUAAUGUAAGAAUGUGGUUGCGAUUAUUAGCUAUUUAUUUGCUAAUAAAUUUAGAUCAGCCCUUUAAUUAA